This is a messenger RNA of Caenorhabditis angaria, 1123 nucleotides long. The record is from the annotation of a GenBank genome assembly. Lineage: Eukaryota; Metazoa; Nematoda; Chromadorea; Rhabditida; Rhabditidae.
AUGUACCUUCAGCUUCUGUUUCUCCUCCAAAUUCCCCUGAUUUUCUGCCUGACUCCUCAAGAAGAAGCUCAACCAUUUCUAACUUCUCUCGCUAAACAUCUCAAACUUCAAGACUUCACAAUCUUUCAUAAGGAUUAUUAUCGAACCAACAAAGAUGGAACUAAGUUCACCAGAGGUAAGUAAUAUGAGCAAUACGCAAAGAGGGUUUGCCUUAACAUGAGAAAUGCUUUGGGCGCGGCUUAACUCACUAUUACAGUACUAAACAUUAAAGGGACAUACACUCGCUCCGCUCGAGCCGCUUACGCGGAAUUUUGAUCUACACUCGCGCAAAGCGCUCGGCUAAGCUCCGCCCACAAAACCAUGCGGUCUCAAAAGGUUUCUUUUAACAUGAGCAAUCCCUUGAGCAGGGUUUUGUGGGCGGAGCCUAGCCGAGCGCGCUGCGCGAGUGUAGAUCAAGCUUCCGCGAACGCGGCUCGAGCGGAGCGAGUGUAUGCCCCUUUAAGUUUGGGUACUGUAGUGACACAAAACUUCAAAGGGACAUACACUCGCUCCGCUCGAGCCGCAUGCGCGGAACUUUGAUCUACACUCGCGCAAAGCGCUCGGCUGACAUGAGCAAUGCUUGAGGCAGGCUUAACUCUCAUUUACAGUACCUUAAAGGGACAUACACUCGCUCCGCUCGAGCCGCUUACGCGGAAUUUUGAUCUACACUCGCGCAAAGCGCCUAUUUUUCUUAAAGGCGCAUGACAAUCAAUGAACCUGGGUCUCGCCACGAUGCGCCUUUAAAUUGAAGAUUUUGCGAUGAAAAUAUAUCAAAAUGUUCGGAAUUUUGAGCUCUACAAGAUGCAUUGCUCAUGUUAAAACCAUCUUUUCUCUAGACCAAGUAAUCGCUGGCCAUAAAAUGCUGCACAAUCAUAAUCCCAAAAUCCAUGCCGACAUCUACGAGUCAUUCAAAAAUGCGGGCAACUGGAAAACCUAUUGGGCCACACAUAUUGCUGAAAAAACACCCGAAGGUCAUCUGAAAAUCAAACAAUUUAAGAAUAACAAACUGGAAUCGUAUACUUUAGGGAUUUCGGAUGCGAAAACCGAGGGAAAAUAUCAAUUGUUGAGAGAGGUUUAUGUUUGA